Molecule: messenger RNA, 2105 nt
Organism: Vespa velutina
Lineage: Eukaryota; Metazoa; Arthropoda; Insecta; Hymenoptera; Vespidae
Product: transmembrane protein 164
Exons: 5
Coding region: 96-986 (296 amino acids)
Source: RefSeq, a predicted model, not a curated record
AUAUAUAUGUAUAUACUGUGAUAGUCAUAACUGUAUGAUUAAAAAAAAUAAUCGUUUUAUUUUAUAAAUUUACAAAAUAUCAAUUAUUAUUGAUAAUGUUUGAGUGGGCUUAUGAUGGUGUUAACAGUUCUAUACCAAGGAAUGUUGGUCCAGAAUGUGCAUAUUACUUAAGUACAAAAAGAAAAAUAAUUGAAACAGCUUUUGUAUCUAUAUUUAUUAUAUCAUUUUGGGUAUGGGGUUUUAAAAAAAUAACAUUACCGAAGAGAUUACCAUAUAUUAAUCAAGAUAGACUUGGUAAAAAAGUUUUAUUAAUUAUUAUGUCUAUGGUCCUGGGUGUAGAAAUUGGUUUUAAAUUUACAAGUCGUACCAUUAUUUAUUUAUUAAAUCCUUGUCAUAUUACUACUGCUAUGCAGAUAUAUCUAUUAGCAGCAGAUCCAAGUCCUUUGGUGACAAGUAUCUUCCGAAUACAUAUGAAUCUUAUGAAUGGUCCUGUGCUGGCAUUUUUAUUUCCAGAAACAGAAUCUCGAAGAAUAUUUCCAGAUAAAGCAGUAUACUAUAUUCAACAUGGUUUAAUGUUAGUAAUACCAUACUACUUAUUAAGAAUUGGAGGAGUAUACAAUGUUGAACCUUUAUCAGAUUUGAACUGGUCAAUUUUAAGUUAUGGUUUUAAUCUAGCAUACCAUUUCUGGAUUUUGCAACUUAUUGCUUUGCCUGUACAAGUGAAUCUCAGCCAUAUGUUAUGUUCAGCAGUCUUAGAUCCAUUUGAGGGACAAAAUUAUAGAAUGGGCGCAUUUGUACAUCAGGGAUUAUUGUGCCCUUUUUUGUCUAAAUUAUUAUGCUAUUUAUAUGAUUAUUUGUUGACUAAAUGUCCUAUAACAAAAGUUAAGCCAUCUCUUGAAGUUGCAUUAUCAAGGAGAAAGUAUGAAGAUGGAAACAAUAAACAAGUGUCAAAUAAAUUAGAAAAUGGACAUACUCACUUAGAGUAGUUGAAUCUCUAAAAUUUAAUGUAAUUCAUAUAUACGAAUCUUUUGUAAUAACAAAGUAAGUAUUUAAAAUAUUUAAAUAUAAGAACAUUAAAAGCAAUUAUUACAAUUUACUAUUUACAAUACUAUAUAAUCUAUUAAUAUACCAAAAUUCAUUUGACUACAUUUUUUUCAGAGUAGUAUUUCCUGGUCAUGUAAUAAUUAGUGAUAACAAAUGAUCUUUGUGUGAUCUUAGUGAUACACAAUGUAUAUGUAUUUAAGUAGCAUGCCUAUUAAUUUUUCAAAUAUUCAUAUUUGUUUUAAGUACUUAUGAAGAAUUAUGCAUAAAUACUAAUCAUAAUAGGAAUUAAUUAAGGAAAGAAUAUGGCAGCAAUAAAGGUAGAUAGUACAUUAAUGUUUCAAGAGCUUUUUUAUAAUUAUAGCAUUAUUGGUGACAUAAGAAGAAAAUUUACAAACUAAAAUAUUUCUAUACUAAAUAUAAAUGAAUAAAUUACUUUUAAAAAAGAUGUUUUAUUAGAAAUAUACCGUAAAUAAAGCAAAUUGAUAUCGUAUAAAGAAGAACUACAUCAAAUAUUAACAGUACCAUAAAGUAUAAUUAUAUAAAAAAGGGACAUAAUGUUUUUAAAGAUCUUCUAUUUUUGACAGCUGUUCUUUAAUGAUUAAUUAUUUUACAUAAUUUAUUUACUUUUUAAUAUUCAGGUUUAAAUGAUAUAUUAUAAAGAAUGAUAAUGUAUAAUAGCAUAAUAGCAUGAUUACAAAAAAAAAAAAAAAAAAAAAAAAAAAAAAAGAAAGAAAACAAAUCUGUUACAAUAUUGUUAAAAUUUAUAAAUACACUUUUAUGGCCUGAAUUUAUUAUGAUGGCCUCUAAUGUACUUCUACUAGAGAGAGAUGCAAAUGAGUAGAUAAUGUGUGUUUAUAUAUUAUAUUUUAUAUUUAAAUUAAACUUUUUUUAGUGUACUGUUCUAAGGUAGGAAUAUCUACAAAAUGGGAUAUCUAAAAAACAUAAUUUCAAAAAUCAGUUAUCUGGGUGUUAUAUAAAUAGUAUAAAAACAGAAAUAUGAGAGAUUAUUAGUAAUUAUAUCCUAUAUGAAUGUAAAGAUAAAAUAAACUGAUUCAGUGGGA